Trypanosoma grayi is the source of this 612-nucleotide messenger RNA. RefSeq lists its product as hypothetical. Gene Ontology annotation, cellular component: spliceosomal complex. The record is from RefSeq and is a predicted model, not a curated record. The transcript has a single exon. Bases 1 to 612 code for a protein of 203 amino acids. Lineage: Eukaryota; Euglenozoa; Kinetoplastea; Trypanosomatida; Trypanosomatidae. Gene Ontology annotation, biological process: mRNA splicing, via spliceosome.
AUGAGCCGGUGUGUCGUACACAAGGAGAGCCUUCCGGCGCAGGUGGGCAUCAAACGCCGCCGCACCACUGUGGAGGGGCAGCCAGCAACGCCAUCCUCGCCGCCGCCGCCGUCCUCCUCGGUUGCUGCUGACGUGGAUGAGGACGCUGACAGGAGGCCGCCGUCCGAGAUAGGCGGCACAGACGAUGUGCACCGUACCGAUGCAGAAAAGGCUGUGGAUGAGGGUAACAGAGCUCGUGCAAGGGCCUCGUCUUCCGAGGAAAGUGAGUCCGAUGACGAGGAUGAUGUGGCGGAGUUGGAGCGGGAGAGAAGACGCAUCGAGCAGAUGCGUUCUGAAAAACAGCGGACAAGAGAAGAAAGAGUUGGUACUGCCGCUGCACGCACGACUGACAUAGGCGGUGGCAACAGUGGCAGUAACUGUGGUGGUGGUGGUGGUGUCUCCUCCUACAAUCAUGAUGUGCUGUUUCGAAGACGGGAGUGGCGGGAGCGCGGUGUCGUCGCCGCUACUGGUAAGGAAAAGCGUGAACCCAAAAAAGCCAAGUGGGAGGCGGUGCAAAACAACGCGCAGAACACUGCGGCAUUUCAGCACUUCAUGAAGAAGCACUUUAAGUGA